Toxotes jaculatrix (banded archerfish) is the source of this 1527-nucleotide messenger RNA. RefSeq lists its product as uncharacterized. The coding region runs from base 26 to 793 and encodes 255 amino acids. The transcript has 4 exons. Gene Ontology annotation, cellular component: external side of plasma membrane. NCBI's taxonomy places the organism in Eukaryota, Metazoa, Chordata, Actinopteri, Toxotidae. The record is from RefSeq and is a predicted model, not a curated record. Gene Ontology annotation, biological process: positive regulation of T cell proliferation; cellular response to lipopolysaccharide; cell surface receptor signaling pathway.
ACAGUGCUGGAGACCUCUGGAGAAGAUGAUCUGCUGGAUCCUGCAGCUCAUCAUCCUGACCUCCUGUGUCUGUGCAGGAGCAUUUGUAGUGACAGUGACACAGAGCUCCUAUCAGGCAGAGGAGAACCACAACGUCACACUGGAAUGGAGGUUCACACCCAAACCUGACAGCUCCUCCAACUCCCUUUAUAUCUACUGUCAACAGAUCACUGAUCACAAAGCCUCAGCCCUGUAUCAUCUACAGGAGGGUGUUGAGGUCCCAGAGUCUCAGGAUGAACAGUUUUCAGGACGAGUCCAGUGCAACAAAGACGUCCUCAGAGACGGACGACUCACACUUCACGUGUCCAGUCUCAGGACUGAGGACUCAGGCCUGUACCUGUGUGAUGUGAGGACAGAUGAUGGUGUGAGCAAUGACAAAUGUCAACUCACUGUCAUCGCAGCUGCUGAUCCCCCCAAACCUCACAGACCAACUGUGAGCCCACAACCAGAGAGUCGGGGAAGGAUUGGUCUCUAUGCUGGACUGGGACUGGGACUGGGACUGGUACUGGGAUUGGCAGCAGUAUCAGCAGCUCUACAGGUCAAAUUCUGCUUUGCCUCAAGAGCAGAGAGAGAGAGAGAGAGAAAGAGAGAGAGAGAGAGUCACCUCCCUCAGUCAGAAACUUCCUUGACAGAGGGAAAGUACAAACUGCUUGAUCAGUCACAGAAGUUCGUUCAGCAACAGACUCAUUGUUCCACGCUGCACAACAGAGAGACACAGGAAAUCAUUCCUGUAGGUAGAAAUCAUUCUGUAUAACUCUGAACUCUAAAAAAUCACAGACUCAUGUAUACUGUGUAUACUUCAUUAUUAAACCUUUAAACCACAUAUCUCAUGUACAUAAUGCCAAUAUCAAGAUGUCUUUAUGUUUUUCUAUUUUUUAUAUUGUUCUGUUUGACAGUGGAAUAUAUGUAUAUCUUAAGGACGGUAUUGCAAUAUUUUUACUUUUAUUUUCAUUAUACUUUUUUCACUUCAUUUUAUCGUAUUUGUUUUAGAAUCAUUUUUUCUCUUGGUGUACACAUUCUCUGUGCAAUUUUCUUCUUCUAAUUCAUUUUCAAUGGGGAGUUUGUACGUAACCAAAGAAUUUCCCUACGGGGAUUAAUAAAGUUUUUAAAUAAAGUUUGGAGACUGUUUAGAGACCAGUCGUCCUGCACUUUAUGUCGAUUGUUUCCAAUGUUGUAGGAGCCAUGAAUGUAUUAUGUAUUUUUACUAGUAGUAAGGUUAAGGGAUAUUGUAUUUUUUUUUUUGUUUAUUAGGAUAUUGUUCAUGUGAUCAUGUUGAUUGGGGGGAUAGCGGGUCACAUGGUUAUGGGCGUGUACAUUAGUUGAUAUCACCUGUUGGACCUUCUUUUGUUUGAGAGACAGACAGCGGGUGGGACGCCGUAUUUUCUGUUGACCGCUAAUUUUCUUUGAUCACAGAUUAUUUUGGUUAUAUUUUAGAGCACGUUCUCAUGAGUUGAUUAUCUUUUGUUUGUUAAUAAACUGUUAAAUUUA